AUGCCAAGUUUUAAGAAAUUUUUGAGAAUUUUGGAAUUACCAAAAUACGGAGUAUUUACAUUUCUUCAGUCCGAUUCAUAUUUAUCAGUAUCAGAUGGUAUUGUCCAGAAUAAUAACGAAUCAUAUACAUCUAAAACAUUUCAUUCACAGAACACAAUAUCAUCAGAAUAUAAAUCAAUUGGAUCUACUAUUUAUAAUUUUAAUAUUUUAUCCCCAACUUAUUUUUGUAUCAAUAAUAUUUCAAUUUCAAUCAAUUCAACAAAAUCUACAAAAAAAACAUUUUUUCUUACUCAAAUUUUUCCUUGA
Schistosoma spindalis is the source of this 306-nucleotide messenger RNA. The record is from the annotation of a GenBank genome assembly. Lineage: Eukaryota; Metazoa; Platyhelminthes; Trematoda; Strigeidida; Schistosomatidae.